Molecule: messenger RNA, 2628 nt
Organism: Cygnus atratus (black swan)
Lineage: Eukaryota; Metazoa; Chordata; Aves; Anseriformes; Anatidae
Gene: ANGPT2
Product: angiopoietin 2
Exons: 9
Coding region: 709-2196 (495 amino acids)
Biological process (GO): Tie signaling pathway; angiogenesis
Molecular function (GO): receptor tyrosine kinase binding
Source: RefSeq, a predicted model, not a curated record
AGUGUAUCAAAAAAAAAAUCCUUUAAGAAGAACAAACAAGCACAGGAACUUUUUUUUUUUUUUUUUUUUUUUUUUAACUAUUUGACAGCGUUUUAAAAAUGAUCGCCACUGCAAAGAGUUUACAAGCUCCCUCCGCAAACAUAGUUGGAGGCGAUCGGAACUGAUUUCUCAGCCUAGGAAAUUCUUAAUGAGAGCUGCUGCUGCUGCGGGGACGCGCAGGGGUCCCGUAACAGCCGCUCCUCCCCAAGGGCUCUCCGACAUCCCACGCUGGGCUGCGCGCUCGCCUUUUAUUCCGAGGGCGAGAGACCCCCCCGUGGGCAGAUAGCAGCUCGGGAGGGAGGAGCGGAGCUCUCCACAUGUCUGCCUUCCCUUAUCAACUUAUCAUAUAAGGAAAGGAGAGUGAUUGAUUCGUUUGCCAAGCGGUAAAAUCAGGACGAAGCCGAGCAGAAGGAAGCGUUGAGGCUUUUUGGGGGGAAAGGAAGGCAGAGCCUGCAGCCACGGUGGGACUGUUCUUCCUUUGUGCAUCUGACAGCUGAGGGCACGACUGGGGGGAGGACGGCGUGGGACUGGGACGGCCAGAAAGUCCAGCCCUCGUUCAGACGACACAUGGCAGCAGAGCACUGAAUUUCUGUACAGGUUAACCUCAAUCUGGGCUCCUGUCAGCACACCAAGGCGCUCCGGAUCUGCUGACUGGCCGAAGGAAUUAAAAUGCAGCUGACUGUUUACUUCACUUGGAGCUGCAGCAUUUUCCUGGCUUCGGGAUACAACUCCUUCAGUAAAAGCAUGGAGACUAUCGGCAAGAAGCAGUACCAGGUUCAGCACGGGUCGUGCAGCUACACCUUCCUCUUGCCCGAGACAGACAACUGCCGAUCUUCCAGCUCUUACGUCUCCAACGCCGUGCAGAGGGACGCACCUCUAGACUAUGAUGAUUCAGUUCAAAGACUGCAACUACUUGAAAACAUCAUGGAAAACAACACCCAGUGGCUAAUGAAGCUUGAGAAUUACAUCCAAGACAGUAUGAAGAAAGAAAUGGUAGAGAUCCAGCAAACUGCAGUGCAGAACCAGACUGCAGUAAUGAUUGAAAUAGGCACAAACUUACUAAAUCAAACAGCUGAACAGACCCGCAAAUUAACAGAUGUUGAAGCACAAGUAUUAAACCAGACAACCAGACUUGAACUUCAGCUUUUGGAACACUCUCUUUCAACAAAUAAAUUAGAAAGACAGAUUUCAGAUCAGACCAAUGAGAUAACUAAAUUACAAGAAAAAAACAGCUUUCUAGAAAAAAGAGUUCUUGAGAUGGAAGACAAGCACACACUUCAGCUGAAGUCAAUAAAAGAUGAAAAAGAUCAGCUUCAGGUCUUAGUAGCCAGACAGAAUUCCAUUAUAGAAGAACUAGAAAAGCAGUUAGUUACAGCCACGGUAAACAACUCUGUUCUGCAAAAACAGCAACAUGAUUUGAUGGAGACUGUUCAUAACUUGCUUACUAUGAUAUCGACACCAAACUCAGCUAAGAACAACUUCAUAGCUAAAGAGGAGCAAAUCAGCUUCAAAGACUGUGCUGAAGCUUUCAAAUCUGGACUCACAACAAGUGGAAUCUACACCUUAACAGUUCCUAACACUGCACAGGAAAAGAAGGCCUACUGUGACAUGGAAACUAAUGGAGGAGGUUGGACAAUUAUGCAAAGACGUGAAGAUGGCAGCGUGGAUUUUCACCGGACAUGGAAAGACUACAAGAUGGGAUUUGGUGAUCCUGCUGGAGAGUACUGGCUAGGAAAUGAGUUUGUUUCUCAACUGACUAAUCAGAAGCGUUACGUUCUUAAAAUACUCCUGAAAGACUGGGAAGGAAAUGAAGCAUAUUCUUUGUAUGACCAAUUCUAUCUAGCAAAUGAAGAACAAAAAUACAGGAUCCACCUUAAAGGACUUACGGGGACAGCAGGCAAAAUAAGCAGUAUAAGCCAACCAGGAAAUGAUUUUAGCACAAAGGAUGCAGACAAUGACAAAUGUAUUUGCAAAUGUUCACAAAUGCUAACAGGAGGGUGGUGGUUUGAUGCAUGUGGUCCUUCUAACCUCAAUGGAAUGUAUUACCCAUUACGACAGAACAACAACAAGUUCAACGGUAUUAAGUGGUACUACUGGAAAGGCUCAGGAUACUCUCUCAAAGCCACGACUAUGAUGAUUCGACCAGCAGAUUUUUAAAUGCUUUUGCAUUCUUAUGUGAAUUAUGUAUUGUAUAGUCUUCAAAGACUUCAUUUGCCAAGCAUAUAAACACAUCUGCAACUUGUCUCAUUUUCAAGCCCAGAAAACAUGCGCUAAUGUUCUGAAGGGAUCAGUUCAUUCCAAUCCUUGAAUUGCAAUAGCCUUGAUCCGCUAAAGCUCAUAUUAUUCAACUAGACACAAAGUCUAAAGCAUCAACAUGAUAUAACAGUUAUUUGGCCAAAUGACCGAAUAAAAAGAAUAUCCAAGAAACUGUCAGACAACUGAAGGACUGUCUUUUACCAAUCAUUUAUGUUAUGUAUGUGUUAGUAAAUAACUGGAACUGUGAAAAAUAUCUAAAAUAGUUUUAGCAAUAUGUAUUUUGCCUCAUCACUGAACUUCAAACAUUACCCUAAUAUAAAACACUUAACUAGG